GUGUCAUGGCGGAGCAUGUAGUCAGUUUUGAGAGUAAGGGCAGCAUAGAGGAAAGGAAGCAUAGUAAACGAGAGGCACGGCAAGAAGUGAUAGACAAGGCCAAGGAGCAGUAUGACAAGGCAGAAAGAAGGAAGGAGCUCAAAAGGCAGAGAGGGGAGGACACCUGGAUGCUUCCUGAGAUCAACCAGAGGCUGCAGGAGAUAGAGGAAGAGGGAUCUGUAAAAAGCAAAAAGAAGAAAGAGAAGAAAUCUAAAAAGAAAAAGAAGGGCAAGAAGGAGAAGAAGACAGCAGGAGCAGACGAUGGCUCUAAAGACAGCUCAGAUGACUCAGAGGGAGAGUGGGUGGAGGCUCCGGCUCAGACACAAGCUGCCAAAGCCUGGAAACUUCCUGAUGAGUCCAAACCCUCAGAGAGCAGCGUCAGCACAGCACAGAGCGUCGAGAGAGACGAAUGGAUGACGUUUGACUUCCUGGCAAUGAAAACCACGUCCACAACAGAGAAGAGGGCUGAGAAAGAUCGACUGAAAGGGGAGGAGAAGGCGAAGGCUCAGGCCAUCGAACAGGCUGGUUUGCACAAAUUAGAGCUAAACCCGUUCUGGAAAGAUGGAGGAACUGGUCUGCCCCCAGCGGAGAAGGCUGCAACAAAGAAAGGAAACACAGUGGUGAAUGAUGCCGGUCUGGGCUGGCUGAGGAAGAGCUUCCAAAGGAUGAAGGAGCAGGCAGAGAGGCAGCAGCGCAGCCUCAAUGAAAUUGUGGCCGAGAGAUACGGAUCAAUGGAAGAGUUUCAGCAAAAACUUGCCGAUGCUGAGAUAGCUGUGUACGGACACUGCAGUGGAGGAGAUGGAAACAGAGGAGCGAGAGGCGGGUGGAGGAGAGGAGGAAACGAGUCCAGAGAGAGAUGGAGAAGAAACGAUGGAGAGGGGGAAGAGAGAGAACGCUGGAGAAGGAACGAAAGGGAAAGAGAUUCAUCACCGACAGAUGGAGAGAGAAACAAUGCUGGGAGACGAGAGGAAAGGGAGAGGGGGGGAUAUCGCGGCAGAGAGGAAGACAGAAGUCGAGACGGAGACAGGUUCAGAGACAGAGAGAGGGAUAGAGACAGCGAGAGAGAUAGAGGAAGAGAAAGGGAAAAGGGUAGGGAUGGAGGAAGAGAAAGAGAUAAUGAGAGAGACGGAGACAGACAUCAGGAUAGAGAUUGGGAUAGGGAUGGAGGAAGAGAAAGAGAUACUGAGAGAGAUGGAGACAGACAUCAGGAUAGAGAUAGGGAUGGAGGAAGAGAAAGAGAUAAUGAGAAAGACGGAGACAGACAUCAGGAUAGAGAUAGGGAUGGAGGAAGAGAAAGAGAUACUGAGAGAGACGGAGACAGACAUCAGGAUAGAGAUAGGGAUGGAGGAAGAGAAAGAGAUACUGAGAGAGACGGAGACAGACAUCAGGAUAGAGAUAGGGAUGGAGGAAGAGAAAGAGAUACUGAGAGAGACAGAAAUCAGGAUAGAGAUAGGGAUAGUGAAAGAAAUAGAGAAAGAGACAGUAGCAGCGUUUCAUCAUCAUCAUCUGGCCAAAACCCGAGUCAACCUUCUUCCUCUCUCGGGUCACUCAAAGGUCGCUUCCUCAAACCCUCAGAAGAUGAUGACAGUGCUGACGUUCCAGAUCGUCGCCGUCCUCCAGCGCGGCCGUCCUCAGGAUUCCUGAAACCCAGCUCUGACGAUGAAGACUCUGGUCCCCGUAAUGCCAGCAUGCAGACCUCAAAGAAGAGCAGCAAUCCUGCCAGGGAAUCUGCCAGCUUUGAGAAACCACAGCAGGAGAGAGAGAGGGAUCCUGGGAAAACUGUGACGGCUCCUCACGAUGGUCCCACUGGCAUCAAAGCUUCUGCGUCAAGGAGUGACAGUGACAGUGAGGAAGAGGAGCUUCCACUGAUGUCAGAGGAGGAGAUGAACAAACUGGGAGCCAAACUGGUGAAGGCUGAGAUUAUGGGCAACACGGCCAUGGUUGAGAAGCUGAAGUCCCAGCUGGACGCAGCACAUAAAGCUAAAGAAAGCCACGAAGCUCGAAGACAAGAAAUGGCGACUUCAAAACAGGUCACCGGUCGCUCCAGUGAAGCCCAGGAACUCCUGCUGUUCAGAACUGACCAAUCAGGGCGCGCCUGGCCCGUCAACGCCCCCUCUGGACCCCAGGAGCCCCACGGGGGACGACGGAAGAAGAAAGCGAUUGAGACCCAUGUUGACGGAGAGCGGGUGCGCUACUUCCAGGAUGAUGACAGUACGGGUCUGAAGGAGAUGGUGAGGAGGGAGAAGAUGAGCUCUGCGCAGGAUCAGAACGCACUCUACUCUCGCAUGGCUUCCAAGAUGAUGGGGAAGACAGACGGUGACAACUACACUCUGGAUGACAUGUUUGUGUCGAGUGCAGCACAGCGGGAGGGCGAGGGGAGGGAGGAGGAGAGGAUGAGGAGCAAAGCCAUCGGGGAGAGUCGGAGGCUGAAUGCCUCCAUGGAGAGAUGCCGGCACUGCUUCAGCAGCCGAGAGCUGCAGAAGCACCUCGUCGUGGCGAUAGGGAGCAAGGUCUACCUGAGCGUGCCUGCAGGAGUGUCUAUGACUGAGGGCCACUGUCACAUCUGUCCCCUCCAGCAUCACUGCUCUGCCACCGGAUUGGACGAAGACGUCUGGUCAGAAAUGCAGCUGUUCCGGCGUACUUUGGUGCGAAUGUUUGAGUCCCAGGAGCUCGACUGUGUGUUCAUGGAAACACACAUGGACCCACGCAAAAGACAACACAUGGUCUUAGAGUGUCUCCCACUUCCCAGAGAACUGGGCGAUAUGGCACCCAUAUACUUCAAGAAAGCCAUCAUGGAGUGCGAUGAGGAAUGGGCCAUGAACAAGAAGGUCGUCGACCUCUCAUCGAAAGACAUCCGCCAUGCUGUUCCUCGAGGUCUGCCCUACUUUGCUGUGGACUUUGGACUCCAGGGAGGAUUUGCUCAUGUCAUUGAAAAUGAACAUAAGUUCCCCCAUUACUUUGGCAAGGAAGUGGUAGGAGGAAUGAUGGACUUGGAGCCGCGACGCUGGAGAAAAAUGAUAAGAGAGAACUUUGAUGACCAGAGGAAAAAAGUCCUGGAGUUUGCAGGGUGGUGGAAACCAUACGACUGCACCAAGACUGCAGAGUAGUAAACACUACACUUCCAUUUAAACAAACACACACAAACACACACACACACACACACUUUGGUGCAGUAACUGUUGUACCUACCAAUUUAGAAUUUGAUGUAAAAUUCUUUUUAGGAGAUAUUAUCUGAUGACAUUUUUACUUCAAUAAAAAAGAAUAUACA
Molecule: messenger RNA, 3307 nt
Organism: Trematomus bernacchii (emerald rockcod)
Lineage: Eukaryota; Metazoa; Chordata; Actinopteri; Perciformes; Nototheniidae
Gene: cwf19l2
Product: CWF19 like cell cycle control factor 2
Exons: 19
Coding region: 6-3146 (1046 amino acids)
Biological process (GO): mRNA splicing, via spliceosome
Cellular component (GO): post-mRNA release spliceosomal complex
Source: RefSeq, a predicted model, not a curated record